This is a messenger RNA of Heterobasidion irregulare TC 32-1, 1359 nucleotides long. RefSeq lists its product as uncharacterized. Gene Ontology annotation, molecular function: metal ion binding; heme binding; indoleamine 2,3-dioxygenase activity. Bases 1 to 1359 code for a protein of 452 amino acids. The transcript has 3 exons. The record is from RefSeq and is a predicted model, not a curated record. Gene Ontology annotation, biological process: 'de novo' NAD+ biosynthetic process from L-tryptophan. Gene Ontology annotation, cellular component: cytoplasm. NCBI's taxonomy places the organism in Eukaryota, Fungi, Basidiomycota, Agaricomycetes, Russulales, Bondarzewiaceae.
AUGCCGCACGAUUUGUUCAUAUCAACCCCCGACGUCGUGCACUUGAGCACGGGGCCGAUCGCCGCAGCAAGUGAUACCUCGCACAUCUUCAAAUAUGCUUUCCUCGGCGUGGAUUCGAAUGGUGCCCCGCCUCCCAUCAAACUUCCUGCAGAAUAUGCGCCGUGGCAGGACGCGCUUCGACGCGCGAAGAGCUUGCCGUUGAGGCUGGGGGACGUUUCCAGCGCCGCCGAGGCAUGGUGCCAGAGUGUACGCGAGAUGCCUGUGAUAUCAAUCGACGCGCUGUUAGCGAGCUUACCCGACCUCGUCCGUGCACGGCAGGUGUUGCUGUUCCUCUUGCACUUCUACGUGCACUCCCUUCCGCCAUCAAGCGGGUCGGAAGGCAUCAGGAUACCCAAGGCGCUCGCGAUUCCCGUUCUGGAAGUCUCCUAUGCUCUAGAUAUGCCACCGGCGUUGACGUAUGCGGACACCACGUAUUACAAUUACGAGCUACACGAAGAGAACGGGAUUCGGGCGCUGGACCUGUUCACGGGAUCCUCGGACGAGGCGCACUUCUACGUGACGACGGUUGAGAUUGAACAGGAGGGACAAAAGGCGAUGGCCGUCAUGUUGGAGAUCGUUUCUGCCUUGUCCGACCCAGCUUUGAUGGACAAAAAUGAGGAAGAGCGGCUAGCGGGUCUUCUGCGGAGUUUGGCGGCCAGCAUCAGUGAGAUGGGGAGGAUCCUGGACGCUGUGCGAGACGGGUGCGCGCCGAGCGUGUUCUACAACGACAUCCGGCCCUGGUACGUCGGGUCCAAAGAGGAAGGGGAUGGAAAGUGGGUAUUUGAUCGGCUGGAAGGAAAUCGGUGGGUGCAACGUGGAAAGGAAGGUGCUUGGGUAGCGCGGGCGAUGGCAGGGAGCACAGCUGCACAAAGCGCGAUCGUACAGGCGGUGGACGUGUUCCUUGGGAUCGAGGGGUUGACGCAUGAGCGUGGGGGAUUGGGCACGAACACCGCGAUUGAUCGUGGAGGAUACGGUGGCAGUGGCGAAAGAGGUAAUUUCCUGACAAAGAUGCGGGCCUACCUGCCGCUGGCGCACCGCAAGUUCAUCAAAGCGUUGGGGGACAAAGCACAAGGUUUGAGGGAGCACGCGGAAAAGAGCGAGGUGGCAAGGGAGGCGUACAACGAGGCGGUACUGGCGCUGAAGGAGUUUAGGACGGUGCAUGUCAGGAUCGCAACGCUGUAUAUAGUGAGCCAGGCCAGGAAAGCGAUCGGAGCGGAGGUGAGCGAGGGGGUAAAGGGUACGGGCGGGACGGAGUUGGUGCCAUUCUUGAAGGGGGUUAGGGAUCGGACCGGACAGGGAGCGUUGAAGGUUAGCGAAUGA